Messenger RNA from Dama dama (fallow deer), 2352 nucleotides. RefSeq names its product succinate dehydrogenase complex assembly factor 3 (gene SDHAF3). Gene Ontology annotation, cellular component: mitochondrion; mitochondrial intermembrane space. Lineage: Eukaryota; Metazoa; Chordata; Mammalia; Artiodactyla; Cervidae. The transcript is spliced from 3 exons. Bases 78 to 521 code for a protein of 147 amino acids. The record is from RefSeq and is a predicted model, not a curated record. Gene Ontology annotation, biological process: succinate metabolic process; mitochondrial respiratory chain complex II assembly.
UAUAUCCGGCUUGGAAAGAGAGGCAAGAGGGCGCUGACCUUCUGCGCAGGCGCGGCUUGAGGUCCACGCGGGGCGUUAUGUCUGCGCUGCACGUCUCGCGUGUCCGGGCCUUGUAUCGGCGCAUUUUGCUGCUGCACCGGGUUCUGCCCCCAGACCUCAAAGACCUUGGCGACCAGUACGUGAAGGACGAAUUUAGGAGGCACAAGACCGCUGGUUCUAAAGAGGCCGAGCGAUUCCUGCAGGAAUGGGAGUUGCUGUGGGAUUGUGAUCCUUGCUUCUUCUGUCUGCCCUCUGAUGGAGGACGCCAAGAGGCUUGUGCAUAUGCAGCAGUGCUGUGGCAACAAGCUAAUGAAAACAGACAAAAUUCAACUGAAAAAGCAUGUUUUGGAAUCUCCCUACCAGAAGAAAAACUUAAUGACUUUCGUGAUGAACAGAUUGGACAAUUGCAGGAACUGAUGCAAGAAGCCACUAAACCCAACAGGCAAUUUAAUAUUACUGAGUCUAGGAAACCAAAGUUUUAGUCUACACAAUAACGUUUAAAAAAGCAUUUCAAGUUCAGAGCCCUUUAACUAUCAUUGGUUUUUAAAAUUUGUUUCUUAAGCUUUUAGAUUUGACAAUGCCUGGUGUUAAUGAAAUAUUCUUUUGGGGGAUAUUUUGAAUGUUGUCUGUAAUAUACAGAUCAGGAUCAUGAGUGGAUGAAACUACAUUUACUGAAGUAGUAACAGUUGCUGGAUAGGAUUUGUCUUUUGGACUACAUAAGAAAGAAUGGUUCUAAACUGGAGAAGCUUGUGAAAUUGUCCCCAAAAUUUUAUAUGUAAAUUUGUUUUAAUGCUAUUCAUUUUCAAGCAUUAGUCUCAUGGCUCUAGCUAUAUCAGAUAAGUAUUUCAUGAUCAUGAUAGAUACAGAAUUCCAAGGUCAUUACUUAAUUUCUAUUUGCAUGGAAUACUUUUUUGUAUCCUCUCACUUUCGUUCAGUAUCCCUAGAUCUAAAGUGGGUCUCUUGUAAACAGCAUUUAUAGGGAUCUUGUUUUUGUAUCCAUUCAGCCAGUCUGUUUUUCGGUUGGAGCAUUUAAUCCAUUUAGAUUUAAGGUAAUUAUCAAUAUGUAUGUUCUUAUUGCCAUUUUGUUAAUUAUUUUGAAUUUGUUUUUGUAGGUCUUUUUUUUUGGUUUAUGGUUACUAUGAAUUUUUAAUAUAGCAGUCUAUAUUUUAAGUUGCUGGUCUCAAAUGCAUUUCCAAUGUCCUGCAUUUGUACUCUCUUCUCUUCUCACAGUCACUGGUUUUGAUGUUUAUGUGCAGACGAUUGCCUACUUUUACUGUAUGUUUGCCUUUAUGGGUGAGCUUUCCCAUUUGUAAUUUUCUUAUUUCUAGUUGUAGCCUUUUCUUUUCUGUCUAUAGAAAAGUUCUUUAGCAUUUGUUGUAAAACUGGUUUCGUGGUGCUGAAUUCUCUUAGCUUUUGAUUGUCUAUAAAACUUCUGAUUUCUCUGUCAAAUCUGAAUGAGAGCUUUGCUGGGUAGAGUAUUAUUAGUUGUAGGUUUUUCCCUUUCAUUACUUUAAAUAAAUAUAUCAUGCCACCCCCUUCUGGCCUGCAGAGUUUCAGCUGAAAAAUCAACUGGUAACUUUAUGGGGAUUCCCUUAUAUGUUAAUUGUUGCUUUUCUCUUGUUGCUUUUAAUAUUCUUGCUCUGUAGUUAAUUUUUAAUCAGAUAUUAAUAUGUAUCUUGGUGUGUUCCUCCUUGUGUUUAUCCUCUCGGGUGGGGCCAGGUCUCGGUGUCGCAAUGGCGACCUCCAGGAGAGCUCACACCAGCAGGUAUCUCCUGGGGCCGCCCCCGCCUGAGCCACAGAGAGCCUCAGGAGCGGCAGGUCGGUCUGGCCCAGGCAACCGUGGAGUCGCGGCUCUGCCCCGGGUCCCAGUGCGCGUGGAACCUCGUGUGCGCCCUCCCAGAGUGGAGUCUCUGUUUCCUGCAGUCCUGUGGGGCUCCUCCCCGAGUGACAGACCCCGGAGGCUGGGGAGCCUGCCGUGGGGCCCGGAACCCUCACUCCUGUGGGAGAGCAUCUGUGAUGUAAUUAUUUUCCAGAUACGGGUUGCCCGCCAGCAGGUAUGGGAUUUGAUUAUGUUGUGAAAGUGCCCUUCCUCAUCUCACCGUGACUUCUUUUUUUGUCUGUGGGUACAGAAAGUCUUUGGGGGUGGAUUCAAAUCUAAUUUGUCAAUGGUUCUUCAGCAGUCAGUUGUGAGUUUGGUGUUUUCAUGCAAGGUGGUGGUGACCUAAAGUCCUACAAGGUUAUUAUUUAAAUUCAUUGCUAUCCUGAACACUUCAUCAUUUCUGCUUUUAAUAAUACAUAAGAUUACUCAUUUAA